AUGGGGUUUGAUGAAGGCAGCAUAAUUUUGAAUAGUGAAAAUGGAACUUAUUAUGCCGGACAAACUAUUUAUGGCAAAUUGGUAUUCCAACAAGACAAAGUGAAAACUUUUCGCGGUAUAUACGUUAAAGUAAAAGGUUUUUGUAAAGUGCACUGGACUACAUCCCACACUCGAAGAGAGGGUAACCGUAACGUAACCUACCAUAAAACCCAUGAGUCCCAUGAGGAGUAUUUUAGAAGGAAAGUGUAUCUACUAGGCAGUGAAGAUGGUGAGUACCACCUUCAGCCUGGUAAACACGAACUUCCGUUUGAUUGUCCAAUUCCUGCUAACUGCCCAUCAUCUUUUGAAGGCAGUUUUGGGCAUGUUCGCUACGAGAUUAAGAUUGUAGUUGAUAGAGCUUUUAAGUUAGAUCAAGAGAAAAAAAUGAGUAUACGGGUUAUCGCUCCAUUAGAUCUGAAUGUGGAACCAUAUUGUAAGGAACCGAUGCAGUUUGAUAUAGAAGACACUUAUUGCUGCUGCUGCAUGAGAUAUGGUUCCAGUGAGACCGUUGUUAAACUGCCUGUGUCUGGGUACUGCCCUGGACAGCUUAUACCCAUUGAGGUGAACUGUUCAAAUCAGGGCAAGGUUAAGAUUGAUAUCAUACUCUCCAUUAAAAAGAAAGUAACUUUUCAUGCAUCUGUAAACCCGGACACUAGGCACGAAUCGGACACAAUAGCAGAGAUCAAAAAGGGUCCUAUCCCCGGAGGGACCACCAGAACCUGGAUGGUGGAUAUGGAGGUGCCUGCUAUAGAUGUGUACAACAUGGGAUCCUGUCGGUACAUUGAUGUAUACUAUGAGUUUAAGGUGACUGUUAGUCCUAAUGGAUGCCACAAGGACAGUGAUGAUAAGAGGCGUAUUGUUAUCGGCACGAUCCCGAUGGUCUGGCAACAGGACAACGUCCCGAAUCCUCUACAAGACCAAAUGCCGAUCUUAAAUCAAUCUAUGUUUCCCGCGAGCCCUUAUCCACCGAACCCUUACCCCGUUGAAAAUUCACCUUAUCCUGGUGAAAACUCCACGUAUCCGUCUCAAAACUCACCAUAUCCUGACACAAACCAACCUCAUCCAGGUGUAAUUCCAUCUUACCCCAAUGUAAACCAACCUUAUCCGGGUGCGAUCGCUCCUUAUCCUGGCGCAACUUCGCCUUAUACCUUAAAUCCGCAAAUGAACAAUUCACCAUAUCCAGGUGCAAUUAUACCUAGUACAAAUACAUCACAUCCCACUUCACCUAGUCCGGUUAACCCACCUUAUCCCGCAUUCAACUUGACUCCAAAUCAAAACUUGGCUCCUUAUCCACCUAACAGUUCACCUUAUCCGGCACAAAAUCCAUUGCCAAACCCUAACGUCAGCCCUUACCCCGGUAGUCCCAAUCAAGCCAAUGUCCAGUAUCCUCCGGGAAUCAAUCGCAGCCCAGUUUUAACCGGGAGUAGUAUCUCACUGAAGACAGGAACCUUUGGUUUUAUUGCACAAGGUGAUACUAAAGCUUUCCCAAUACCAUCACUACCGCCUGGUGCUGAUGUACCUUAUCCUGCUACUCCCACAAACAAUCCAUACGCUACAGCCAGCGCGCCUGAACCCGCCACACCCGAUGAUGAAAGUAAGAACUAA
Parnassius mnemosyne (clouded apollo) is the source of this 1644-nucleotide messenger RNA. Lineage: Eukaryota; Metazoa; Arthropoda; Insecta; Lepidoptera; Papilionidae. The record is from the annotation of a GenBank genome assembly.